AUGGUCCUCGAGUGCCACUACCCCCAGGAACCGACGGAGUCCGACGCCGAUACGGAUGAGACUGCGGUCCUAGCACGGUACGGGGUCGAGAGGCGCGCCGACGGCUUCGUCAACUGGCAGCGGGACUGUGCUACGCACCCGAGGAACUGGACUACCAGACGGAAGACGUUUGAUACCACGGUCAUCAUUCUGUUUGAGCUGUACACAACGAUUAUAAGUACAACUGGGGCUGUCGCCGCAACAGAGGCCGCUCCAGACUAUGGCCUUAGUCGCCAGGUGUCCCUGGUGGGCUUCACCCUAAUGUACCAACUAGGCCAAGCAAUAGGCGGCUUCCUCAUCCCCCCCUUCUCAGAGCUCUUCGGCCGCCGCCUCCCCUACCUCAUCUCCUGUGCCGCCUUCUGCCUCGCCAGCCUCCUCACCGGCCUAGUCCACGCCCCCGCGGCGGUCUACGCGGGCCGCUUCGCCGCAGGGCUGGCCUCCGCCGUGCCGUCCGUCGUCAUCGCCGGCAGCGUGGAGGACAUGUUCAACACGAAGCGCCGCGUCUGGAUCAUUGUCCUCUGGAACGCGGGGACGACCGUCGGGCUGUGCUUUGGCCCCGUCUACGCCGCGUACAUCUCCGAAGCGGUCGGGUGGCGGUGGAUCUUUUAUAGCGCGGCCGUCGUGACGGCGGUGCUUCUUGUGGCCAUGUUUGGGAUCAGGGAGAGCCGGCCUAGUAUCCUGCUGGGGGCCAUUAUCAGGAAGAUUCAGAGGGAGACGACGGUGCGGGAGCUGGCGUGGCAUAACCCGGAUGAGGCGCGCGACUGGCGGGCCUUGGUCCGGAUCAGCGUCCUUCGACCGGGGAAGAUUUUGCUCACGGAGCCGUUGGUCAUUAUGGUGGCGCUCAUAUCGGCGUCGUCGUGGGGUAUGAUCUACCUUUUUACCGAGUCGCUUACCGUGGUCUACGUCUCGCUCGGGUUCACCAAGACGCGGGCGUCUCUGCCGUUCCUGGCCAUCGCCGUCGGCGUCAUCUUCACGUUUCUCCCUCGCUUGUGGGAUAUGAAGGUCGUCCGGGACCGCCAGCGGAAGCAGAUUCCCAUCCAGCCAGAGGACAAAAUCAUCGGCUUCGCCUUCGCCGCCCCGGCACUCGCCAUCGGACUGGCGUGGUUCGCGUGGACGGUGCCGCCGCUGGUGCCGGGCGUCCACUGGGCGGUCCCGACGGCGUCCCUCGUGCUCGUGGGCUUCGCGGUCAACGAGACGGCGCACACGCUGAGCGGCUACCUCGCGGACUCGUACCUGCUCUACUCGGCGUCGGCGUUCUCGGGUCUCGCGCUCGUGCGAGCCGUCGCUUCGGGGCUGACGCCGCUCGUGGCGCACGAGAUGUACGCCGGGCUGAACGCCAACUACGCGGGCACGAUACUGGCGGGGCUGGCGGCCGCGUUCUGCGUGACGCCGUGGGUGUUUUUCCGGUUCAGCAAGAGGUUGAGGCAGAGGAGCCCGUUUGCGCGAUUUAGUUUGGAGACGCAUUACUUGACCAACGUGGAGGAGAAUUAG
Molecule: messenger RNA, 1530 nt
Organism: Colletotrichum phormii
Lineage: Eukaryota; Fungi; Ascomycota; Sordariomycetes; Glomerellales; Glomerellaceae
Product: major facilitator superfamily transporter
Exons: 6
Coding region: 1-1530 (509 amino acids)
Biological process (GO): transmembrane transport
Cellular component (GO): plasma membrane
Molecular function (GO): transmembrane transporter activity
Source: RefSeq, a predicted model, not a curated record